AUGAAUAUUUCUGAUCCAGAGAAAGUGAGCGAAAGUGUCGCUAUUGAUGUCGAGGGCGAAAAGAGUUAUGUCCGCAAGGUGGAUGUCUUCAUUCUGCCUCUUUUAUGCCUGAUGUACUUUUUCGACUGCAUGGACCGGAGCAAUCUGGCAAAUGCAAAAACAGACGGAUUGGAUGAAGAUCUCCAUCUUCAGGGAAAUGACUAUUCUCUGAUGGUUCUUCUCUUCUAUAUUCCAUUUGGUCUCUGUGAUCUGCCAUGGAAUCUGCUGAUCAAACGAUACUCUGGUCGUAUCAUGCUGUCUUUUAGUAAUGCCGGUGAGACAGGAUAUAUGCCUUGUCGAGUGUUAUCUGACCACCAAGUUCCAAAUGUCAUCUGGUUUGAAGAUGCUCUUCGCCACUAUGGUGUCCACAGUUGUAUUCGACUGCAUCUCCUUGUCCCGGAUAUUGACAAGGCGGCCGGGUUUCUCAUCAAUGCGAGAUCGGUGAUUGAUUCAGGACCACAUAGAAUCGGGAAUGCGGAGGACCAAGACUGGAAGUCUCCACUCACAAAUGACUACUCAUCCGAAGACGCGGUGUUGGUUGCAGUCUCACCGCACCAAAAGGUGUCAUUUCUCCCUUUACCAGGCUUACUUGAUGCACCGAUCGAGGAUGCACCGAUCGAGAGCUGGCUGGACUGUGCUAGCGAUGACGCCAUGUUACUGCUUCACCUUGCUUGUCAAAUCUCCUAUCUUUACGCUCAUGCGCCUUCCCUGAAACAGGGAUCAUUUGGCGAGAAGAUGAAACCUGAACACCAGCAGUUCCACUAUGAUGUGCUGGCAGGGAUGGAUACGGGCACUGUUCCGUUUCGACAGCGUCAACGUGCUAUUCGAGAUGCAUUAUUACAGGGCCAGUAUGGACCUUGCCAAUCCUCGGCAUCCCGAGACAAUAAGGACCUUUUUAGUUUGCAAAAUGACGUGCCAAGAUAAGGCAAGGAGCUAUUCCCUUCUGAGUCGGCGGGUAGAAGUAUGUUGCCAUUUCGUUUUAUCAAAAACUUCAGAUGGUGGAAUUGACAUUGACUAUCACACGGGUUCAGAGACGGUAUCCAGGCGGCAUGCAGAAGAUCAUGGAUGGCAUUGGGCCGACCUUCAAGUCAACCCUGGUCGGUUUCUCCAAAAUGUACUCUCGUAGAAUUCAAAUGGAAUUCUUCCAUACAUACCUUUGAUCGGAUUCUUCACGAUAUAGUUUAUACCAUGU
Molecule: messenger RNA, 1231 nt
Organism: Aspergillus wentii DTO 134E9
Lineage: Eukaryota; Fungi; Ascomycota; Eurotiomycetes; Eurotiales; Aspergillaceae
Exons: 6
Coding region: 1-963 (320 amino acids)
Cellular component (GO): membrane
Molecular function (GO): transmembrane transporter activity
Source: RefSeq, a predicted model, not a curated record